AGAGCCCACAGAACAGGUAAAUCUCGUGCAAUCUUCCCACAAAAGCGUUGAAAGAACAGAUACAUCGUCUCCUCUCUCUCUAACUCGAAAAGCCUCCAUCUCUCCUACUUUCUGUUUCUAGGGUUUCUUUCUGUCCCUUCAUCUCGCUCUCCCCAAUAGAGCUGAAUAUGGACGCAGCAGCGGCGAGCCUUAUGCAAUCUCCGUUCAGCAGCUAUAUGAUUUCGAAUUCCAUUUCCAGAUCGGUUAAUUUGACUUCUAAUCGUACCAGUUUUCCAUGUUUCGGUACCAAUUUUGGCCUCUCAAUGAAGCACAAAACGUCAUCUAGAUCAAAGCUGGGUCACAAAAGAAUUAGUUUUGGAAGUAGGAGGUUCCUGCUAGUUAGAGCGUCGACGUCUUCAGAUUCAGGAAGUUCAGAUUCUCCGAUUGCUCCGUUGCAGCUGGAGUCUCCUGUUGGGCAGUUUUUAUCUCAAAUCUUGAUGAGUCAUCCACAUCUUGUGCCUGCUGCCGUUGAGCAGCAGCUUGAACAGCUUCAAACAGACCGUGAUGCUGCUCAACAGCUUCAAACAGACUGUGAUGCUGAGAAAAGUGAGGAACCUUCCGCUACGGGCACCGACUUAGCUUUGUACAGGAGAAUUGCUGAGGUGAAGGCUAAUGAAAGGAGAAAGGCUCUGGAAGAAAUUUUGUACGCCUUGGUUGUGCAGAAAUUCAUGGAUGCCAAUGUGUCUUUGGUACCAUCCAUUGAAACCUCAGCAUCAGAUCCUUCUGGCUGUGUUGAUUCAUGGCCAAGUCAGGAUGAAAAACUUGAGCAGCUUCACUCACCUGAAGCCUAUGAAAUGAUCCAGAAUCAUUUAGCUCUCAUCUUGGGAAACCGUUUGGGCGACUCAACUUCUGUUGCACAGAUAAGCAAACUCAGGGUUGGGCAGGUUUAUGCAGCAUCUGUGAUGUAUGGGUACUUCCUCAAGCGGGUUGACCAAAGGUUUCAACUUGAGAAGACGAUGAAGAUCCUUCCAAACACAUUGGAUGGUGAUGACACGAACGUUCAGCAAGCUGUGGGAGACGACAGUAGGCCCCUUGGUGGAGGGGAGUCUUUCCAAGCAGCACCUUCACAUCCUGAAGUUUCUUCCUGGGCUGGGGGCACGAGUCCUGGGGGUUUUGGUCAUGGUAUGAAGCCUUCCCGACUACGGACCUAUGUUAUGUCCUUCGAUGGGGAGACCCUUCAGAGAUAUGCGACCAUAAGAUCCAAGGAGGCGGUCAGCAUCAUCGAGAAGCACACGGAGGCACUGUUUGGAAGACCAGAGAUUGUCAUAACGCCUCAGGGAACUGUUGAUUCUUCAAAAGAUGAGCUCAUCAAGAUUAGUUUUGCUGGUCUGAAGAGGCUUGUCUUGGAAGCUGUGACAUUUGGUUCUUUCCUUUGGGACGUGGAGAGCUACGUGGAUGCGAGGUACCAUUUCGUGUUGAAUUGACUGUGUACGCUUAUAUUCCUACCUUAGAAGUUUAAGGUACACCACUCAAAAUUAUAUGAGAAUGAGAUAGUGGAGUGUAAAUUUUGUAAUGAUACCCAGUCAUUUCGUGCUAACUGUUAUGUAAAUAGAGAAUUUCUUUCUAAUUUCUAGUGAGGAUUUAAUAUAAUUAAGUUUGGAAUAUUAAAUAUGUGAAAACUUUGUUCAAGAUUUCGUUUAAUUGAGUUAUUUCCAUUCUCGCU
Molecule: messenger RNA, 1702 nt
Organism: Morus notabilis
Lineage: Eukaryota; Viridiplantae; Streptophyta; Magnoliopsida; Rosales; Moraceae
Product: UV-B-induced protein At3g17800, chloroplastic
Exons: 4
Coding region: 168-1463 (431 amino acids)
Source: RefSeq, a predicted model, not a curated record